This is a messenger RNA of Acaulospora colombiana, 537 nucleotides long. The record is from the annotation of a GenBank genome assembly. Lineage: Eukaryota; Fungi; Glomeromycota; Glomeromycetes; Diversisporales; Acaulosporaceae.
UACAAGAAGAUUGCUGAUGUACUCGCGAGCAACGAGUUCAAGGAAAAGAACGCGUAUAGAGUGUACCAAAACAUGCAUCACGGCUGGGCGGGUGCUCGUGCAGAUCUAGAGAAGGAAGAUAACCACAGAGAGUUUACUGACUGUCUUGUGACCUGUAAGCUACCCUCUGACCUUGAGCUAAAUAUAAGCCUGCCGGCCGAACUGUCGUCAGCACGGCUCGGAAACCGUAUAGCUCGGAGACAAUUUAGCUCGGAACCAAUAUGGAGUGAGGGAUCGAUUCUGCCUACUUUGAUCUACCCCACAGUCAUGUCUUCUUCUAUCCCUUUCACAAGUGAGGCCUGCCUUCAAAUACCAGCCGUGGAAAGUUCCUAUCAACCCAAAGGAGUCUAUGUCUCACUCGGAGAAUUCGAUCAAGUAUAUAAGGUUGGCGAAAAGUCCUCCCUUGCUAUCAUAGGUGAACAUUACUUGAUCCCCUCUGUGGAGACUGAUUUUACUUACUCCUCUGCUCUCUUCAUCUCAGCGGUAUACGACGUGUAG